AAUUGAUUAUGAAGCAUUAUUAAAUCAUAACUAAAAAACGAAGCCGAAAAUGUAUGCGCAGAGCACAGUCCGUCGGCUGGGAAAACACGUAUAUUUUUUACAUUUAAUUUAAUCAUUUAUCUGUGGUCCCGGAAAAAAGAAACCUUUUCUAUGGUAUUAACCUCCUUUGAUUCUUUAAAUUUCAUUUGUCCACGCGAUUUUACAAGAUUGUGUAAUGGUCUAUAAACGGAAAAAAUACAAUUCCGGAGAUACCAAUUUAAAAAAGAAAUACAAGACCAAACGUAGAACCAGAGAUUUAGACGAGAUCCAUGAGGAUUUGAAGCCACACAAUUCACAACAACUUCUAAAGCAGGAAAUAGAUUUGGAUAAGCCAGGGAAUGCACAGUUUUACUGCAUCCAUUGCGCUCGCUACUUUAUAAACAGUCAAGCUUUACAGGAACACUUCACCACAAAGCUGCAUAAGAGAAGACUAAAGGCGCUCCAAGAGGAGCCAUAUAGCAUAAAAGAUUCAGAAAGAGCGGCCGGGUUGGGCAGCUGGAAACCACCAGGCAAGAGGAAAAUAGAAAGUCAGCAAACUGAUUCUGACAGUGUUAUUAAGAAAACAAAAGUUGAACAGUAG
Messenger RNA from Cylas formicarius (sweet potato weevil), 619 nucleotides. Its product is annotated as zinc finger protein 593 homolog. Lineage: Eukaryota; Metazoa; Arthropoda; Insecta; Coleoptera; Brentidae. Gene Ontology annotation, molecular function: zinc ion binding; nucleic acid binding. The record is from RefSeq and is a predicted model, not a curated record. The coding region runs from base 215 to 619 and encodes 134 amino acids. The transcript has 2 exons.